AUGGACGAUUCUAAGUGUAGCAGUGAUGAUAUGCUGGAGUGCAUAUUACAAGAUCCCCAUUCAAUGCCAAGAGUUAUGACAUUAGAAUAUUUGAAGAGGAUCACAGAUAAUUUCUCUGACAAGCGAUUACUCGGUGAAGGUGGGUUUGGUAAGGUUUAUAAGCCUUAUUUAUCCAGAAAUCCAUAUCCAUGCAUGUUAAUAUUAGAGUGUAAACAGGGAGAGCUUGAAAAUGGGAAAAUGAUUGCCGUGAAGAAGUUUAUUAUUAAACGACAGUUAAGAAAUCUAGAUGAUCAGGAGAUGCAGUUUAAGAAUGAGGUGGUUGCUCUUAUGAGUCUCAGGCACCCAAAUAUAGUACGAUGUGUAGGCUAUUGUUUCGAAACAAGCAAAAAACUUGUACCAUGCAAUGGAACUUUUGUUCUUGCGGAAUCGCAGCAGGAGAUGUUACUUUGCUUGGAGUAUCUAACAAUGGGCAGCCUGGAUGAACGUCUUCAAGGUACGGAAGAAGAAAUUAUUAUGAAGAUUAAGGAGCACGUGGAGAAGUUGCGUGAGAAGAGCAGAGAAGUCCGUGACAAGAUUGAGCUUGCCAAGGGAAAUGGCAUGGUAGCAACAAACAAGAUCAAAACCUGGCUGGCUCGAGCAGAUACCAUCCUAUCUGACGCGAUGGCUGUCUGUGAGUCCAAGCAAAUUGGGUUCAACUGGGAUACUAGAAUUGCCGCUGCACAGCUUUCUCAGCUGCGAGAAUGUCUCAGUGAUCAACCUAGGGAUAUUGCACAGCCGCCAUCUGUCCUUCAUAUUGAUGUCCACGCUGCUCUACUGCCAAGUCAGGUGCUUUUUGUUGAACAAGCUCGCCAGCACAUCAUUGAGUAUACAGAGGGGAUGAUCGGAAUAUGGGGUCCAGUUGGUGUUGGGAAAACACUCCUUCUCAAGGCGAUCAACAAUUCAUUUGAAACAGGAAACUCCUUGAAUCCUAGUUCAUCAAACAGAAGGGACCCUCCAUUUGACUUUGUUAUCUAUAUGACGGCCUUAGAAGACUGUUCGGUGCAAAGUAUCCAAUCUGAAAUUAUUCAACGGCUCAAAAUGCAUGACCGUGGUGAUUCAUUAACCACUCAAGCCACCAGGAUAUCUAAAUUCCUUCAGGAUAAAAGUUUUCUUGUUUUGCUAGAUGGCCUUCACUACAAUCUGAACCUAGCAGAAGUUGGCCUACCACCCCUUGGAAAUCAAGGCCAAUCGAAGCGAAAAGUUGUAAUCACAACAAGAUCACGAAGCUUGUGUGAUCAGAUGCGUGUGAACAGAACUAUAAAUGUCCCCAGCCUAAAAAUUGAUGAAGCACUUGAGUUGUUCCAAGAAUGUAUUGGUAAUGAUAGUCUUUAUUCUAAACCCCGCAUCGGAGCACUUGCAAAAGAUCUUGUGGACCAACUAAGAGCUCUACCAUCAGAACUGAUAAGAAUAGGCAGCGCAAUGCGCGGAAAAGGGGAACCAGGACAGUGGCAGAAUAUCAUUGGUGUUGCCAAGGAAUUGAUGCAUAUCAAGGAUCAAGAAGCAUCAUCGCUGACUGAAGGAAUUGUUAUUACAAAGCUUAAGCAAUGUUUGCAAAACUUGCGUGGGAGGGGAAAUGAUGUCAAUCACGAGAUUAAGCUUGGAAAGCGAGAGUGCAAGGUAGCAACAAAUCAGAUCAACAACUGGCUGGCUAGCGUGGAUACCAAUAUCUCUGUUGGGAUGGUUAUCUGUGAAUCUGAGCAAAAUGAGGUGAAUUGGGAUCUCAGUGUGAUUGCAGCUGGCAUGCUUCGUCAGCUCCAAGAAUGUCUCAGUGGUCAACCCAGCGUUGUUACAGUGGAAGCAUUGCCACCUUCCGUCCAAGAGAUGCCAUGUUCGUCCACAGAGCAGCAGCCAUCUAGAGUUGAAAUAUUUGAUGAGGCUAUGGAGUAUAUUACGGAUAGUUCAGUGGGUGUCAUUGGAAUAUGGGGGCUGGGCGGAGUGGGCAAGACCCAUCUUCUGACAAAGAUCAACAAUGCUUUUCUUGGGGACUCGUUAUUUGAUCAUGUUAUCUUCAUUACGGCCUCCAAAGAGGGUUCAGUGGAAAAAAUCCAAGGCGAGAUUGGCAAGAAGCUCAAGCUCGAGUUUCCGAAAGGCGAUGAUGUUAAAUCUCGAGCUAACAUCAUUUUGGACUUCCUGAAAACAAGAAAUUUUCUGAUUCUAUUAGAUAACGUUUGGAAUCGGAUUGAUCUGGAAGCAGUGGGUAUACCGUAUCCCCUUGGAAAUGGACUACAACAGAGACGCAAAGUGGUUCUCACAACAAGAUCAAAAAACGGUGAGACUCUAUUUUCUAGUGCUGGUAUUGAAGACCUUGCAAAGGAACUUGUGGAGGAACUCAAGGGCUUGCCAUUAGCUUUGGUAACUGUCGGAAGGUCAUGCUGUGGCGGGGAUGAUCAGGACCUCCAUAUGGAAAAUAUUGUUUUCAGACAACUCAUGUUCAGUUAUGAUAGCCUAAGAAAUGAUACCUUGAGAGAGUGUUUGUUGACUUGCUCACUAUGGUCGGAGGAUGACGAGAUUUCGACGGGAGACCUGAUACGAUGCUGGAUUGGCUUAGGUCUAAUUGACGAGUGUGAUAUACAUGGUUCCUACAGAAAAGCACAGUCUCUAAUAGGUGAACUUACAGCUUCAUGUUUGUUAGACAGUUGUGAUACUGUGUUCGAUAGUGAUGGUUGCAUUCUUGGUAGAGGACGCUUUACCCAUCAGGAAAUGCCAAUUGAAGUUGGUGUUAAGAUGCAUAAUGUGAUCCGUGAUAUGGCUAUUUGGAUAUCUUGUGGCUGCAGUGACAACAAGGACAAGUGGGUAGUUCGUGCAGGAGUUGGUGCAAAUCUGUCUACACGCACCAUUCCUUGGAGCAGAGCCGAAUGCAUCUCAUUAAUGUCCAGUGAAAUUGAGGAGCUUCAUCCGUUUACUGGCUCCACAAAUCUCAAGAGGCUGUACCUUCCACAAAAUCGUUUGGAUAUGAGAGGAUGUUUGGAGCCAUUCAGAGUUUCACUGAGCUAA
Molecule: messenger RNA, 3033 nt
Organism: Miscanthus lutarioriparius
Lineage: Eukaryota; Viridiplantae; Streptophyta; Magnoliopsida; Poales; Poaceae
Source: the annotation of a GenBank genome assembly